AUGCUGUUUGGUUAUGAAAAAGCUUCAGGAGUAAAUGUCAGCUGCGACGUGAGAGGUGGGCAUCAGACCAUGUGCAGGCAUUCUGACAAACUGGCUGUCUCAGGAGAGGCUGGAGAAAGUUCCAUGCCUUUUGUAUCUCAAGUUACUCAAGAAGCAUUUGAUUUCAUGAUUGCAGAAAAUUCAUCCUCGCAAUAUUGGAAAGAAGUGGCAGAAAAACGGAGGAAGGCUCUCUAUGAAGCACUUAAGGAAAAUGAGAAACUUCAUAAAGAGAUUGAAGAGAAGGACAAUGAGAUUGCCUUCCUGAAAAAGGAAAAUAAAGAAUUGGUGGAAGUAGCAGAACAUGUACAGUAUAUGGCAGAAGUGAUAGAGAGACUGCAUGAUGGACCUCUGGAUAACUUGGAAUCACCAAAUAGUCAAGAAUUUGAUUCUGAAGAGGAAACAGGAGAGGACUCUACAGAGGAAAACUCAGAAAUUGGUACAAAUGCUGAAGAAGUUAAACCUUCCUCUACAGACGCAAAGCCACAUGUAUGAGAUUCAUUAAUUCCUGACUCUUGAGAAAUACACUGCCAAAGUUUACCUCCACUAUAGUUCUUUGUAGCAGAGCAGACAAGUGUAUAAUGCAAAGUGGGAAUCAAACUUAC
Messenger RNA from Hyaena hyaena (striped hyena), 641 nucleotides. RefSeq names its product geminin-like. The record is from RefSeq and is a predicted model, not a curated record. Lineage: Eukaryota; Metazoa; Chordata; Mammalia; Carnivora; Hyaenidae. Gene Ontology annotation, cellular component: nucleus. The transcript has 2 exons. The coding region runs from base 1 to 531 and encodes 176 amino acids. Gene Ontology annotation, biological process: negative regulation of DNA replication; negative regulation of cell cycle.